GGGGACUUGUCUAAAUGUAAACAAAGAAGAGGCGAGCAAGAGGCCGGUGUGAUAAAGCAGGCCUAUUACAAAAUGGAGAAUGAAAACCCCAUAAAGACACCUGUUGAGGAGACAGAAGGUGGCUGGUUGCAUCAGUUGGUUGUAUACGCUGCCAGGAACCCUUGGGAGUUUUGUUGGUACCUCCUACUUGCUCUUUCUCCACUGUUCUGUAUCUCGGCCGUCCUCUCAUGGAAACUGGCAAAGGCAUUGGAAGCACAGGAGAAGGAAAAGAAUCGAAAGGACAAGAAAAAAGCCAACUUGAUGAAAGUUAAACGAGGAAAAGCUAACUGAUGUUUAGCCAGUCAGUGGAUCUGCCAUUGCAUUGCCCAUUGGCACUCACAAAGCUCCUUCCAGCUGUGAUCUGUCGGCCAAGUAUUUUGUGGCUUAUGUAGAAUAUUGUGGUACCCCUUGAGAGUGCCCUUCAGAGCUGUAUCUGAUAUCUCACGCUUGGGAAAAUUGGUAGAAGUGACACACAUUAGCCUUUCAUUCAUCAUAUCCCCUCCUCCUCCUACUCCCCUCCUUUUACAUUUCUAAACCCCAGCCUUCCCUCUACUGAUAUGCUGCAAAUCCCGACCAACAUGUUUUAUAUCUUGGGCUUUCGACACAGAUGCAUCUGCCACAAAAAAGGCCUCAUAUUGUGUCACAUUUCUGGAAGUGUCUCCUUUUUAUAAAUAACUUUGUAUGGUUUAUGAGGGUGAUGAGUUUUGGUUGAGACUAUGUGGGACUUGAUUUUAAAAAAUAAGUAAAAGUAAGUAGAUAAACAACAAUAAUAACAACAAUAAAAAAGACCUUCAUCACUUCAAGUUGAAGAUGCACUGUGCCGAUCAAUACCUAUUGGUAAAUUCCAUGUAGUUUAUCCUCUAAUGAAUUGCCAUCUGUAAAUUGAUAUUUCCUAUAGUUAUAUCCUAAUGAGAAUGACUGUCAAAUGGUUAGUUUUAAGUCAAGUAUGUUGUUAUGUUGGAAUCAAUGUGGAUGUUGUGAAAGACAAUGUGCUGCUUUUCUUGGUAUGAUGUAUAUUGAUUAUUUGAUUUAUCUUAUUCCAUGAUGUUCGUUACUUUAGGUUAGAAGCAGUGAUUUGAUAAGAUUGUAUUAUUAUAUGCAGAUAUGAUUAGUUGAGUUUGAUGUGGUACAAGUAUUAGUAAUUGUAAUGCAGAGAUUACUUUAUUAUGUGUGCUUUUAGAAUAUAAAGAAAGUUGAUUGUUAGUUGUCCAUGCUUCUCUUUUAUUUUAUACAAAAAAUCCUCUGCAUUUUGUAUACCAUUAUUUUGUUAUAUAAUUAUGUUACUUUCAAGAGAUUUCAGUUUUUUAUCACAAUGGGAGCACAAAAAAGUUUUAAGUAUUAAUGUAAAUUAUUUUUAUGAACUCUCAGCUAUGGUUUGUAUUUGUCAUUGUGGCUGUAGUGUUAUAAUAGUCUUUAUGAGAAUGUGAAAAUUUGGUGUAGUGUCUUUUAUCUAUUUUUCACAGUUCAUCAUUUAAGGGUUUUUUUCCAUUUAAACUCUUGAAAAUACAAAAUGUUAAGUGUUUAAUUUGGUCUCUUUGGUAGGCUUAUGCUGUUUGUCUGUUUUCUAAAUUGCAUUUCCAUUAGUGUUAUUUGAUUUCAGGAAGACAAUAUUUCACUGGAUGCAUUUAUAUUAUUGAAAUGUGCAAUUUCUUGAAGAAUUUUCUUGGUUAAUUCCUUGCAUUGUUUCACAAAGAGAUACAAGGGAUGAUUGGUGCCAGACACAGCUAAAAAUUGGUUCUUGCUUUAAAAAAUUCUCAAUGCUCUACGUCUGAUUUGUGCUGCACUGUCAUUUGUACCUAUUCUGCUUUAGUGUACACAGGCUACUCAGUGGACAUCCAUUCUGAGUGUUCAGGUAUUUUUGAACAGUUUAUAGCGAUUAUGUAAGUAGGAUGUAUGCUUAAACCUAUGGUGGAUGUUAUGUCCUUCACUUUCAUUACAUCUCUGAAGUUUUUACAAUACUUUACUAUAGUGCUAUAUGACCUUUAAUGUCUAGCACACUUAUUUGUUUAAACCAUUAAGCAUUACCCACUGAAGUGUUUUAAAUUGUAAUAGAUGAAUUCUUUUGGAAGUAGAAAAAUCAUCAAAUAGAGGAUUAGAUUCCAUGAUUUAAAGUUAGAUGUUCAUAAUGAUAAUGGUGCACUAUAGAGUUAAAGCUUUCUCUUCAAUGCAUUUGCUUGAGCUUAUGUUAUGUACCUUUCUGUUAUGUCAUUCCAGUGCCCAUAAGUAUUCACUCUCUGCGGUGGAACUUGUUUUAUUUUUGCUGAAAUAACAGUCAUAAGCAUAUAGAAUAUGUGAGGGUCCUUCUCAUCAUUUCAAACAGUAUGGAAAGUUGCUUGGUAUAAGCUUUUGACAUGGUAUUGUCAGCAGCUGUACUUGGUUGUUUUGAUGUAUCUGUACAUUAAAUGUAUUGAUGUUGGUCUGCAACUUCUUGCCAUUUCAUACUCUUGUAUUCCAUUCCACCUAUAAGAUGUUCCAAGAAUAUCUUCUGUGGUCAGCAGUAGCUUCCUUUCCUAGCCUAUCAAUGAAGGGAAAGUCUCGUCGAAUUUGUCAUUCCCUUUUGUGAUUUGAGUGUGAGAGAUGGAAAGAGUGAGCAAGAAUGAGACUGUAGUGAAACUGAGAAUAUAAUUAACGGGCAGAGAAAAAGGGAAUAACCAAUUGAGCAGGAGAGUAGGAGGCUGGCAAGACAAGUGAAUGGUUAGGAAUACGAGAGUGAGACAGAGGUGGAGGUAUGGAGUGAAUGAGAAAGAGUGAGUGUAUGUGAAAGCAUGAGUUUAUAAAAGUGCAAGGAAUACUGACUGAGAUUGUGGUCAAUUAAAUUUUUGAUAGAGGCUAAGGAUAUAUAUAUAUAUAAAAGCCAUACAGGUUUGAUAGAGAUACUGGAUAAUAUAGUUGUUAAACUUGUCAUUCCAAAAUACUGUUUGCUUUUUUUCACGUAUUUUUAAACCUCUGUGCUGAUUUGAAUAUACUGCAGAGAAAAAGACUUCAGUGAACAGUACAAUGAUUAUGCAAUAAAAAGAUGAGAAAAGGUCGUCUUUUAUUAAAAUUUAAUCCUGCGAUUAUUAUAGAGAUUAUAAGUUUAAUGAAUCCCAGAGGGGUCUUUUCUUAUAAAUAUUUUAAUUUGGUAAUAGGAAAUAUGCAACAGUCACAAAGGGUCUUUUGAAGCAUUAUUUAUUCUGUUUAAGUUCGUAUCCUGAGUAGAGGAAAUUAAGUACUUGGAUGUUAAAUUCUGAUUGACACAAACAAUUAUUAUUAUAUUUGAUUUCUAUAAAAAAAUAAAAUGUCUGAGCCUUUGAAAUAUUUGAGCAAAACUGGAUAUUGAAAAUUAAAGUAACUAGAUGGCUAGAAAGUUGAGGCCCAGUGUUAGUGAUCUCCCCAAUCUUGGGCACAAGCUUUUCUUCUCCCACCCCCCAAUCCUUUGUUCAUUGUUUCCAUGGGGGCUUAGGAAGCGGAGACUGAGGCCCAAUGUAGGGAUCACCACUGCCUUGGGCCUCAUGCCAUGCCUCAGCUAAUUUUGCAGUCUCUUCUCUAUCUCCUUUUCCUUCUCUUCUUCAUCCCUUUUUUGUCCACUUAUCCAAAUCGUUAAAUCAUAUUUACCCUUUUCACCACAAUACUUAACCAUGAUACUGUGUAAACUUUGAUGCCUGAUAUAUUUGUUUUGACCACUGACCAUUCUGGAAGGACACAAACAUUGCCUUACUGAACUAAAAAACUUUAACUGGGGGCCUUGCCCCCAAGCCCUACCCUAUUACUAUGUUUUGUAUACACUUCUAAUGACCUUAAAUGUUGACAGCACAGAAAAUUUUCAAUAAAUAAAUACUCUUUU
Penaeus indicus is the source of this 3862-nucleotide messenger RNA. RefSeq names its product small integral membrane protein 15-like. Bases 73 to 330 code for a protein of 85 amino acids. The transcript is spliced from 4 exons. The record is from RefSeq and is a predicted model, not a curated record. Lineage: Eukaryota; Metazoa; Arthropoda; Malacostraca; Decapoda; Penaeidae.